Acanthaster planci (crown-of-thorns starfish) is the source of this 4398-nucleotide messenger RNA. RefSeq names its product leucine carboxyl methyltransferase 2 (gene lcmt2). Lineage: Eukaryota; Metazoa; Echinodermata; Asteroidea; Valvatida; Acanthasteridae. Gene Ontology annotation, molecular function: tRNA methyltransferase activity; protein binding. Gene Ontology annotation, biological process: wybutosine biosynthetic process; tRNA methylation. The record is from RefSeq and is a predicted model, not a curated record.
AGUGAACAACUGGAGUACAUUUGCAAAACUUGUUCCUGCUUGACCAUGCCAAGAUCAUCCAAACAAGGAAAUGAUGUUGCUGUUCAAGGCACCAAUGACAGUAGCAUUGUCAGCAAAUGUUCCACGGCAGCCCAGGGUUACUUUGACGACAACUUCCUGCGAUUGUUUGUCUCCAAGACGUCCCGCCGUGCACCACUCAUCAACAGAGGCUACUACAUCAGGGCGCAGGUGCUCAACGAUGUCUUCAAACAGUUCCUGUCCGCUCAUCAUGGGAAGAAGCAGAUCAUAUCCCUAGGUGCUGGUUUUGACUCGGCCUUUUUCAGGCUGCGUGCCAGCGGACUUCUCAUCAAUGCAACAUUUUUUGAAGUUGACUUUCCUGAUGUCGUCCGACGCAAGGCAACCAUUAUCAAGACCACCACCGAGCUCAGACAGCAGCUCGGUGAAGAAAUGUCCAGUGCACAGGAAACUCAGGGAGGAAUCUUCCUGACAUCCCACGGCUACCAUCUACUGGGCGUGGAUCUUGCUGACCUCCCUCACCUACAAAGCUGUCUCAAACAGACGGGCAUCGACUACCAACUACCCACUCUGCUGCUUUCAGAGUGCGUGUUAACUUACAUGGAAGUCAGAAGCUCUGAUGCUGUCAUCCAGUGGGCCGCCUCGUCUUUCUCCAACGCUGUUUUCCUGACAUACGAGCAAAUACACCCCAGUGACGCCUUUGGCAUGGUCAUGCGGAGGCAUUUUGAGAAGUUGAAUUCUCCCUUGAAGGCCAUCCAGAGGUACCCCACCCUAGAAGCACAGCAGCAACGAUUCCUUUCACUGGGAUGGCAGGGCACCGGUGCAGUAGACAUGAAUACAUACUACUCUGCCAGGUUACCACUGAAGGAGAGACUGCGAGUGGAAUCUUUGGAACCCUUUGAUGAAUUUGAGGAAUGGCAUUUGAAGUGCAGUCACUAUGCCGUCAUAGCAGGGUGCAGUGGGACUUGCAGUCACCUGGUAGAAUUCCUGUCGGAAGGAAACAAACAAAACUCACCACGUCACCAACGUUACACCACCGAGUGCACCCCAGGACACUCAUCUCCUCUUACUACUUGCCUCAUCGCUGUGACUUCACCUAGACCUCUGAGACGCUUCGGUCACGCCAGCAGUUUACUGUCUCCCCAGUUAGCCAUGGUGGUUGGAGGAUUCGGGGAAUCAGGAAGCAGGCACACCAGGCUUGGUGAUGUGGUGAUGGUGGACUUGAGAACAGGAAGAUGGAAAGUGGCUCGGGGAAGAAAUGGCGACAAGGAACUGGAACCCGUAAUGCAUCACACUUUGACUGCCAUCCCCGGGGGCAACAGGUGGCUCCUCUUUGGUGGACGGAGCUCUCCAUCACGACCGUCCAAUUCCACCCUCAUUUUGACCUUGGACACAAAGCGUGCCACAGCUGCAGCACACAGCGACAGUGAAAUGGCCACCGUAUCUUCUAGCUUUUCCACAGAUGGAAACUUAAUAUUACCCUCAGCAGCUGUAGACACCAUACGAAAUGGUGUUUCCAGCCAAAGCAAUUCAAGUGUGGGGACCGACGAAAUCGAUAACAGUGAAUCAAGUCAAGUGUGGCUGAAAGAUAGUAGAGCCAUAGAUUGCCAACUUUUCAGCGGGUGCUCUCAGGGAAUAUCGCCGUUGGAUGAAAUUGAUUCAGCUUGCAACCAGGAAGAGGUAACCUCAGAAAGGAAAUUUCCCGACUGGAGAAAUACAGAAUUUGAGAUGACCAGCUACAACUGUCAGUAUAUUGAAACACAAAACUCUGAUGGCCCGGUGCCAAGAUGGAGACAUUCAGCAGUGUAUGCUACUGUUAGGGGCAAGGAGUGUGUAGUGGUCUAUGGAGGCAGGGGUGCAGACGAUGCAGUGCUCGGUGACUGCUGGGCAUUUGAUGUCAGGAAACUAGACUGGGAAAGGUUGGAGUUCCCUGGUGACCAACCACCUGCUUCCCACUCGCAUUCCGCCUGUGCAUGGCAGAAUACCAGGAUGAUCAUCGCUGGCGGUCUGGGUCCUAACCUGCGACCUUUCACCUCUGUGCAUGUUGUUGAUCUGGAGAAACUGAGAUGCCAGGAAAUCAAACUUCAACCGACGUUACCACCAAGAUACUCACACACGGCACAUGUGGUAGGCAGCAGUCUCCUUCUUGUAGGCGGGGUCAACCCCCUAGGUGGACAGGGUUAUACAAUCGCUGUGGUUGAUUUGGAAUCUGCAACAUGGCGACUGCAUUCCUUACCAGCUUGUGUUGUAGAGCGUCCCCUCAUGGUUCACAGUCACACUAGUGAGUUGCUAACAGACACCAGGAUGGCUAUUCUGGGAGGAGGUGGAAACUGCUUCUCAUUUGGCACACACCUUAACGAUACUCCUGUAGAGAUCGGAGUGCCCCUUUAACAUCAAGAAGCUACCUCCCGCUGGGAUUAUCUCGAGGGGAGAACCCAUGUUACUCCAUGCAGCACUAAGCCUUGUCCUUGGCCUUGGCUUUGCUCCUAGCCUCUGCUCCAGCUUGGGCAUCAGUUUUGGUUGCAGAUAUUAACUACAGGCUGUCAGCGAAAAUCUUCCAAAUUCCUACUUCAUGCCAGACAGUCUGAUUUUCCUGAAGCAGGAAACAGAGAACUGCAGUUGAGCUCUAGGGUCUCAACUCAGGGGAGGGAAGUAAAUUCAUGAAACUGAAACCUAAACCUGAAGACAAGACUAAUGUUUGUGAGCUGACAGAGUUAAUGACACUGUUUAUGCUGAGUGUCUUUAAAGGGGCAAAUAGCAAACAGAAACUCUACUCUAAUGAGUAAGUUUGGUAUUUGGACAGUGCAUGCUCAAAAUUAAGGACAUCCAGGGGUGUACCCAGGAUUAUUGGAAGGGUCCGAAAUACAGUGGCUUGAUCCUUGGGGAGUCCCCAGACUAGUCCAGGGAAUGGUCCCAAGGGAAGUUUUUUAAAGGACAUCAAAUCAUGCAAUAUGUUGCAUUUCAAAUGCCCCAAAAGACAAAUCUUAGCAUCUGGGGAUCAUUUUCAAGCAAGGAUUUUCUUGUCUGAGGAUUGCUCCCCCUCCCCUGCACCCACCCUUGGCACCAUAGGUCAUUUGAGAACAUCAAUACACAUGUCACGGUGGUAGUACAGCAACUCACAUGCACAGAUUAUGUUCCAGCUGGUGUGAUGUCAGCUGUUUUUUUUCUCAAACGAUUGAAAUACCGAAGUGGCUCAUUUUAAGAGAAAUCUUAGAGAAGUCCAGGUUAUGUCAAGACAGCCUGUUCAGCUCAAGGGGGCUGGUAGUGUGUUGGUGGAAAGAAUCACUUGGGUGCAGUCUGUGUGUAAAAGUCAGGGAUACACAAGUUUAGUCUGGAUUUCCUUCUUCACUUAAGGGGGCAGACAGCAACCUGCAUUCCUACCUCCGAUGAUGGAAGGCAAUAUAGGAGUAAAAAGUCUCAUAAUUUUACUCAGACUGGGUGUUCUUUUAACCGCAUGCUUCAUUUUUGUACAAACUCAUUUCACUUUGUGGUCCUUGUCUCUUCAAGUUAAAAAUUGUACUUGAUGGGAGCUUCACCUGUAACGCAUUAAAUUUUCUUACUGUGACCUUUACUGUGUUCCUUUAACAAGGUUGAAAAGGUUCUACAUUUACCCAUUAUCACCAGACUAAAGUGAAGUUCCCACAGAUUCAAUUUCUAAAAAGCCAACAAACAUUUCAGUAUUUUGUGAAGUGAAAACGUUUUUUAUCCAGAAAUCAAAUCAGCUAACGCACCAGAUUCCCACUUCACAACAAAAUGUAAAUCAGUCAUCUGGAGACAUGGGCAUCUGUUGGUGGGCUAUGGUAGGGAGACAUGUCGGCUCUGUUUCAAGCGCUAUCUUGAUUUGACCACAGAAGCCCUCAUCCCAGGUGUGUUGGCCUUGCCAACCUAUAUAUCCUACACCAAACACUUCUGCAAAGCACUCGAUGCCCGUGUCUAGAGAUACUGUGAAAGCAUUCCCAAAUACAUUUACAACUAAAUACAUAGAGUUGUGACAUCAUAACUAUUAGCCAGUAAUUCCAAAUGCAGUUAUAUCUGUCAAGUAAUAUGUGCUCUGUUUAAUUUGGCUAAUUUGCGCUGUGUAUACAGAAAUUUAAAAUGUGAUAGAUGCCAUGUGAAACCUCACCCAUAACAUUAUAAUUAGCGUAUAAAACCUUCAACUUUCUUAAUCAUUGGUAAAAACACAGGACCUUUGAUGUUGAUAAACAAUUUGCCACUCAUGGUUUAAGUAGAUUAGAACACCUGUGUCAAGUUGCAUCUGCUUCUAUUUGACAGAUGUGUGCUGUACAUACCUAUGUUCUAUAACGCACUUUAUUUUACAUUUGAAGCAAGAUGUGGGACGGAGAGAAACCUCCCCCCCCCGCCUUCGUGUUGGUCAUUGUUUGA